This is a messenger RNA of Colletotrichum higginsianum IMI 349063, 1830 nucleotides long. RefSeq lists its product as uncharacterized. NCBI's taxonomy places the organism in Eukaryota, Fungi, Ascomycota, Sordariomycetes, Glomerellales, Glomerellaceae. The transcript is spliced from 2 exons. The record is from RefSeq and is a predicted model, not a curated record. The coding region runs from base 1 to 1830 and encodes 609 amino acids. Gene Ontology annotation, molecular function: transcription coregulator activity. Gene Ontology annotation, cellular component: cytoplasm; SBF transcription complex.
AUGGAUUCCGCCUCGAUCCCACCGCGGCUGGGCCACAUGCACGACCCCGACCGUCGACAACACUUCCAAAUGCACCCGUCUGCGGCCCUGCAAGAUGCGGCAUUGUUGUCGGAGAAGCCUCCUCGACGUGCCCUGCCCGACUCGUCCCGCCCGCAGCCGGCCACCGCCUCAACCGACGACGCGCUCAACAGCGGCCCAGAUGCCGCACCAACCUCGGGCGACGCGACUGCGAAUCACCUCCGCCCACCACACCAUCACCGCACCGCCGUCCAUGACGACCGCGACCGCAACCACCACAACCACAACCACAAUUACCAACAUCCUUACCAGCAGCUCUACCAGCCUGUAACGCAGCAGCGCCAACAGCAGCAGCAGCAACAACAACAGCAACUGCAACAGCACGAUGCCGCCCGCACAAUAGACGCCCAAUCAACGACCAAAACACCACUUGUUGUUACCUCUGCUGCCGCGGACUCCGACUCCCACCGCGACCGCCCCUCCUCUGUAUCACAGGAUUCUACAGUGUCCGCCGAGACUGCCAACGUCUUUACGCCGCCCGCCAGCCAGGGCGAUAUGCCAGGAGGAAACCCUAAUGGCCACACCUCCAGCCAAGAGUCCCAAUUACUCCAGCUGUCCCAUAUCGCCGCCGCCCAGGACAAACUGGCCGAGGACAACGUUUUGGCGACGGCCCGCAAGCGUAUGGCCGAUGGCGCUCUCAAGGAGCACACUUCCCCUGUUCGUAUGGGCCAUUCCAGGAACACGAGUACCUGGUCCACCGACCUUAAGACGCGCCUGUCAUAUGCUAUGCUCAAGGUAAACCACGGCUGGCAGUCUAACUCGAUAGACGAGGUCGAGUCCAUGGCCUCCCAGGCCGCCUCCCCGGCCUCGAGCCAUUCAACAUUACAUGGCCGCCAAGACAUGUCGGCGAGUCCCCGCGCAAAUAUGGCCCGCUACGUACCUACUAGUGCUGCCAGCGCUGCCACCACGGCGAGCUCGAAUCCGAGCCCGGCGACCUACGAGUCCUUCUGGAAAGAUACCCAGAGAUCUGCCCACAACUCAACCUCUCCGCCAGCACCGGCGCCUGCCGCGAACGCUCCCACCCUCGCGCCGCCGGCUCCCAUCCAGCCGUCAAGGCCAAUGGCCAACCCGCGCCGGAACUCGAAUCCUCGCUACACCCCGACCCUCCUCUCACAUUCUCACAGCGCGUCGCCGCACACGCCCGGCCAGCAGAACAACAAUGCAACGCCAAAUCAGAGGUUAGGCCGGACUCCGCUCAUCGAUCCCAUCCUCUUCUCACCUCACCAAAACGUUAGGGAGCAGGACGCCAUCGAAUCUCUCAUUUUCAUGAGCAGCCCCGGAAACUCGGCCAAUAUGAAGAACACCUAUCUGUCGUCCAUGGCAUCCAACAUUCCGGGCCGCCACGCCUUGCCGAGCUCCCAGCCGCCUCGAAAAAGCCUGCCGUCUCAGCGGCCCCUAGCACAAAAACGCGUCGGUUUCGAGAGGAGCCCUGGGGGCAUGACGGCCGUGAGCGACAUGGACGUCGACAUGGACUCGCCCCAGUCGCGCGGCCCCGUGAGAAGACGAAUCAACGGCAGCGCGAGCUUCUCUGCGGGGACCCGGCCCAGCACAUUACGUCCUCAGCUCUCCCUCCCGGCGGCUCUUGGCAGCACGUCACGACCACGGCCCCGUUUGGCGGAUGCCGACAUUGAGCGGAUGAUUGACCAGGCCGCCCAAGCUGGGGACAGCUCAGACGACGAUGACGGCGAGAUCCAGAUCCCGGCGAGAAGCAGGCAAGGGGGCGGCCCCGUCGGCGGCCCCGUCGGCGUCUGA